GACUCAAGAUGGCGGCUAUGGUGCUGGCGGCGACUCGACUGCUGCGAGGCUCGGGCUCCUGGGGCCGCUCGCGGCUGAGGUUUGGAGCCCCUGCAUACAGGCAGUUCAGUAGUGGCGGUGCCUAUCCCAGCGUCCCCCUCUCUUCCCCCUUACCCGGAGUACCCAAGCCUGUUUUUGCUACAGUUGAUGGACAAGAAAAGUUUGAAACCAAAGUCACCACACUGGAGAAUGGGCUUCGUGUGGCGUCCCAAAAUAAGUUUGGACAAUUUUGUACAGUAGGAAUUCUUAUUAACUCUGGAUCAAGAUAUGAAGCAAAAUAUCUCAGUGGAAUUGCUCACUUUUUGGAAAAAUUGGCAUUUUCGUCUACUGAUCGAUUUGACAGCAAAGAUGAAAUCCUGCUCACCUUGGAGAAGCACGGGGGUAUUUGUGAUUGCCAGACAUCAAGAGACACCACCAUGUAUGCUGUAUCUGCUGAUUCUAAAGGCCUGGACACGGUGGUUGGCUUGCUGGCAGAUGUGGUCCUGCACCCCAGGCUAACAGAUGAAGAAAUCGAGCUGACGCGUAUGGCUGUCCGGUUUGAGCUGGAGGACCUCAGCAUGCGGCCUGACCCAGAGCCCCUUCUCACCGAGAUGAUUCACGAGGCCGCUUACAGGGAAAACACAGUUGGCCUCCACCGUUUCUGCCCCGCAGAGAACAUAGCAAAGAUCGAUCGGUCGGUGCUUCACUCCUACCUGAGAAACCACUACACCCCCGACCGCAUGGUGCUGGCCGGGGUGGGGGUGGAGCACGGGCACCUGGUGGAAUGCGCCAGAAAGUACCUCCUGGGCGCCCGCCCUGCCUGGGGCAGUGGGGCGGCCGCGCGUGCGGACAGAUCAGUGGCACAGUACACCGGGGGCCUCGUCAAGCUGGAAAGGGACAUGUCCAGUGUCAGCCUGGGCCCCACCCCGUUCCCCGAGCUCACGCACAUCAUGAUCGGCCUGGAGAGCUGUUCCUUCUUGGAGGGGGACUUCCUCCCCUUCGCAGUGCUGAACAUGAUGAUGGGCGGCGGCGGCUCCUUCUCGGCCGGCGGGCCUGGCAAGGGCAUGUUCACCAGGCUCUACCUCAACGUGCUCAACAGGCACCACUGGAUGUACAACGCGACCUCCUACCACCACAGCUACGAGGACACGGGCCUCCUAUGCAUUCACGCCAGCGCCGACCCCAGACAGGUUCGAGAGAUGGUGGAAAUCAUCACAAGAGAGUUUGUUUUAAUGGCUGGAACUGUGGAUGUGGUGGAGCUGGAACGCGCCAAGACGCAGCUCAUGUCCAUGCUCAUGAUGAACCUGGAGGCCAGGCCCGUCAUCUUCGAGGACGUGGGGAGGCAGGUGCUGGCCACCCGCUCCAGGAAGCUGCCCCACGAGCUGUGCGCACUCAUCCUGCUGAGGGUUUGGUUUUCCCCUCCCUGCAGGCUCGCCACGCGACGUGAAGCCAGAGGACGUCAAGAGAGUUGCUUCUGCGAUGCUCCGCAGGAAGCCCGCGGUGGCCGCCCUGGGGGACCUGAGCGACCUGCCGGCCUACGAGCACGUGCAGGCGGCACUGGCGCAUAAGGACGGGCGCCUGCCCAGGACGUACCGGCUCUUCCGGUAGAGGCGCCGCGGCAGCACCGUCCACGUGCGUUUCCUUGGGGUGACUUCAGGGCAGACGUUCACAGACGGUGCGGACGGGGGGACUUUUCCUAAACGUGAAUUCCUUCAGAACUGGACGUGCCAAUCGAUCAGUGGAAUAAAGGUUGCUCUCCACCACUGCGGCUGGAAACCCGGGGAAGCGCAGGGAGGGUGGAGCAGCC
Kogia breviceps (pygmy sperm whale) is the source of this 1825-nucleotide messenger RNA. The record is from RefSeq and is a predicted model, not a curated record. NCBI's taxonomy places the organism in Eukaryota, Metazoa, Chordata, Mammalia, Artiodactyla, Physeteridae.